Molecule: messenger RNA, 483 nt
Organism: Perkinsus marinus ATCC 50983
Lineage: Eukaryota; Perkinsozoa; Perkinsida; Perkinsidae
Product: Basic endochitinase, putative
Exons: 1
Coding region: 1-483 (160 amino acids)
Biological process (GO): chitin catabolic process; cell wall macromolecule catabolic process
Molecular function (GO): chitinase activity
Source: RefSeq, a predicted model, not a curated record
AUGUUCAUCACUUCCGCUGUGCAGUAUCUCGCCUACCUCGCUAUCGUACUAGACCACGGAGUCUUCGGUGUCGACCCUCCUAAUAUCCAACGUGUCAAGAAGAUUCUUCCUGAGAAGGACUUCGAGUACCUAUUCCCCCACCGCAAUAGACAGGCAGGACCGAAGCCGUAUACCUACUCCGGCUUCCUCGCUGCGGUGGCCAAGUUCGACGAGUCCUGCAAUGAAGCUCACGGGGGUCUAGACUUGGAUACAGCAUUCAAGAAAGAACUCUCCAUCAGUUUCGCUCACUUCACUCGAGAAACUGGAGAGAACAGUGGCUGGGGGCCGGUCCCUCGCGGACGUCAAGGUCUCUCCUUCCCCAGCGAAGUCGGGUGCACCGCGGCUGCAUGCCCGUAUUGUUCAUCGAAUUCCGAGUAUCCAUGUCAGAAAGGUCAAGGCUAUUAUGGUAGAGGUGCACUAUUGUUGGUUCCUCACAGCGAAUGA